Hemibagrus wyckioides is the source of this 678-nucleotide messenger RNA. RefSeq names its product serine/threonine-protein kinase pim-1-like. Lineage: Eukaryota; Metazoa; Chordata; Actinopteri; Siluriformes; Bagridae. Gene Ontology annotation, biological process: regulation of mitotic cell cycle; protein autophosphorylation; negative regulation of apoptotic process. Gene Ontology annotation, molecular function: ATP binding; protein serine/threonine kinase activity. Bases 25 to 678 code for a protein of 217 amino acids. The transcript has 3 exons. Gene Ontology annotation, cellular component: cytoplasm. The record is from RefSeq and is a predicted model, not a curated record.
GAGACAAAGAGCCUUCCCCUGGAGAUGGCAUUAAUGCAAAUGGUGUCCAAGCUAAAUCGGCAUGAGAAUGUCUUGGAGCUGUUUGAGUGGUUCGAGAUGUCGGACUGCUACAUUUUGAUCUUGGAGCGACCCAGCCCCUGCACAGACCUCUGGACAUUCCAGGAAAAACACGGUUGUUUGCUGUCAGAACCACUGGCACAACAAUUCAUGCGCCAGGUGGUUCAGGCUGCUCGCCACUGCUGUGACUGUGGUGUCCUGCACCGUGACAUCAAGCCAGAGAAUAUUCUAAUCAACACCGACACGCUGCAGCUGAAGCUGAUAGACUUUGGCUGUGGUGAUUUGCUGCAGGACACCCCCUACAGAUAUUAUGCAGGAACGGAUGCUUACUUCCCACCUGAGUGGUUAUGUGAGGGAGAGUAUUUCGGUGUUCCUGCUACCAUCUGGAGUCUGGGAGUUGUUUUGUUCAUCAUGGUGUGUGGAGACUAUCCUUUCCAGUGCGAAGAAGACAUCAUUAACCGCAACAUGCACUUCCCUGAGGGCCUGUCUGAAGGUUGCCGUGACCUGAUCUUAUGGUGUCUGGCGCGACAUCCUACCUCCCGCCCAACAUUCGAGGAAAUCCUCAGCCACAAGUGGUUUGAGGAACCUCAGAAGAACGUCAAGGUGAGGCAUGGAAUGUAG